UUGGUGGAUACCAUUUUCAUAAUUGGCGUAUUUGCAGUGUGUUUCUAUUUCUAUGUAAGCGUGAUUUGAGUUUAAGGAAAAAGCCAAUAUAAACUAAAAAUAUUAUUUGUUAUUAAAAAAAUUGUAUUCUAAAUAAUUUUUGCCUUAGUGUUGUAAUAAGUGUUGAGUAAUUUAAUAUAAUAAAAAAUAAUAAUUUCUUUAAAAUGUCGCACAGCGAUCCAACGAGCAUUAGAGUAACUGUAAUUGUAAAUUUAGUAAUUAUAAUCAUUGGUGAGCUACAAUUCGUUGGUGCUGCGGGUAAGAAUACCGCGCUCUCCGAUGCGAAGUUAAAGGAGAUCGCGAAAAUACGUAGUGAACUCAAUGAGGCGCUUGGAAAUGAGGCGCAGAAUACGCCGGCAGCAAAGGGCGUAAUAGUGCAACCCACCUGGACGGCUAAGCAGGGUACAAAAACAACUCAGGCCGAUGUUAAAGUGGAGGUCACCCAGCAGCGGAUCGACGAAGUGAACGCUUUACGCGAAGAAAUUAACAAAAGUAAAGCACAACAAACGAAUAAUGAUCGUCAAGUCGAAGAACUCAUCAAAGAAUUCAGUACACAAGGCGCUGGACGCAUGGCGCUUGAAAAAGUCGUCGGUGCUGCGCAGUCCCAACCCAAUGAAGAAUUAGUUGGCGUCGCGGAAUCCAAUGAAUCUGAUAAUUUACCCAACGUUGUCGAGGCCAGCACGCAAGAUGUACAAGAUUUUGAUAUGCGUAAGCUGCAGCGGCUGGAAGUAUCUAAGCGGCGUGUACGGGAAACUUUGAUACUUAAAUCCAUCGAAGAAGACUUCAGUUUCAAUCUCGGCGAUGAUGUGCAGCAGUGGGCGCAUAUACUACACGAUGGUAAUGAGUAUUUCGUCGGACGUCGUGAGCGCAAUCUGUUGGUGGUGCAUAAGGAGAGCGCCCAUUAUCAGGCGGGUAGUGUGUUAGAAGUGGGUCAGCCGAUAAGCUAUCUGCUCACCUAUUCCUUUUGGAAUGAGGCAUAUGCGCAGACGGAAGGCAUUAUGCUGGUUGCGGCAGAGCAUCGUGUACUGUGGUAUCGUGUUAGUAAUGCAACGCGCAACAUUGAAUUUUACUGGCAGUGGGUGGUGGGCAAUACCAUCACUGGACUAACACAUUUUACAGUUGAAAGCAGAGACUAUUUGAUUGUGUCUACUAAUCAGUCUUCUCAUACUGGCUUUUAUACGUUGAAUAUCUACCAGUUUGAGCUCGGAUUGCGGGAGUUUUGGAUUGCGCAACGCAUGCAAUUGAAAUUCCCUUGCGCUGAAACCACACUGCUCGAUACAGGACGUGAUCUCAUACUCGCCGUGCCACAAAAUAACACGGCCGCCAUAUAUACCUUCAAUCCGCGCGCAGACAACACCGAUUACCUGCGCUUCAAACUCAAGCAGCACAUAGCUUCCGUAGAUGUGGAGUCUGUGGCCGGCUUUCGCAUGGGCGGACGUAGUUACAUCGCUGUUGGCGGCCAACAACCGCAGAUCUUACUCUACCAGCAAGGCGAGCUUGUGCCCAAAACAAUAUUGUCGCAUAAUUUCGGAGUCGUGCAAAUGUUCUUUCCUGUGCCGGUACGCACGUACCGCGACGAUCUCAUACUGCUCGUGCAACAUCGUGUGGACUUCAGCACACAUAGCCUUACCGUGCUGGAGACACUAAUUUGGGAUGGUGACGCUUUUACGGUCAGUAUACCGGUACCAUGUAAGUUUGGCGCGCACACAGUCUAUGGAGCCAGUUGCAUGUUGGACAUACAACGCGAUGCGGGGCUCAAAGGCGCCGCAUACUUUCGACGCGGCGCUGAAGUGUCAAUAAUUGUGCCGCGUAACAAUGCCGAAUCCGGACUGUUUCGUUUACGCACAGAGCUGUUGGCGAAAAACUCGGAGUACUUGGACUUGCAGGAGAUCUAUGCUUUCCUAAAGGAUUGGGUGCAGGAACAAGAUGAUUUAAUGGCACAAGCGAAAGCGUUCCUGCAAAUAACAGAGAACGGCGUUGCGCAGUCACAGCCCGAUCUCUCCGAACUGGAGGAGCUACAAACACCAGAAUUCAUGUUAGACGCCGGAGAAGUUGGCGAAAUCUAUGUAAAUGACUACCGCUGGACGGAUGAGGAUACUGAAAUCGAUCUAGAUCAGGUGAUAACAGCAAUAGAGCAAUUGGAGGCGGAGAUAAAUGUUGGACGUCACAGGCGGGAUGCGGAAACGGAUGCGCUUAACUUUCAGCAGCUGGAAUUCGAUAGUCUGGAAGUUGAUGAGCUCUUUGUUGAGCAACACAACGGUGUUGACUACUAUGUACAAGAUGGUGUGUUGGCAUUCGAUGGCGUACUGAAUGUGCAUGAUUUGAAAGUUUUGGAGCGUGUUAAUGCGGCUGAGCCACGUGCUGCUUUCGAGGAAGAUCUUGAAAUUGAAGAUGAGGAUGAGGAUGACGAAGUUAGUGACGUGGAAAAAGAUAACUUCGUCUUGGAAGGAGAUAUCGAGUUCGAGUCUAUCAAUGGCAUGUCAUGGCAGGAUAUACAAGAAAACAUGGUGCUUAUAAAUGAACCGGUGGAUUUAACACAACUCGAAGUAGAUGGGGAAGUACUACUGGAGAACAAAUUUUCGCUCAAUACGCUGAACUCACUGAGCUUUCCGGACGAUUUUCUCUGGACCAAUGGUCCUACAGUUAGUGUUGUGCGCGCAUCGAAGACAUUCAAAAGCAUGCUCAGCACAAAUACUAUGGAUGUGGAGGGUUUACUCAAUGGUUUAAAUGCGUCCAAAGCGAUUACAUUACGAGCUGAUCAGGAAUGGCGGGGCCUACCAACUUUUACUGAGCUCAAAGUUACAGAACUCCUGCAGCUAAAUGGCACAACGCGUGGACAUGAUAUUGAUAAUGUACCGCAUAAUCCCACUUUAAAGGACGCCAAGCAAGUGGAGGCCAUCUGCAGUUUCAAGGAACUACAUGUGCUCGGUAAGCUCAUACUGCAAAGAAACUACGAUGGUCAACCGUUAGCGCCACUACUCCGCGAUAUCGUGCAGCGUCCAGCUGAACCAGAAACCGUUAUCAAUGUGCGCGCUAAAAAGCGCUUUGCCGAGGUACAUAUGCCCAUAGACUUUGAGGUGUUGGAUGGCAAAGUGAAUGACAUACCGGUGACUGAGUUCGUAACGGCGCAUACGCAACAAGAUUUAUUUAUCCAAAGUAUGCAUGCUUACGUUUAUUUCUCUAACCUUACGCUUAGCGGUCGUUACGAUGGUGUAGACAUUGCUGAGUUCAUGCAGCACGCGCUUAAGAUCGAUGAGCCGCAGACGGCCUUGCAGACAAAUUUGACGUUUCAAAAUGCGCUGCAGGCGGAGACAGUGGCGGUAGUGAGCACUCUAAAUGGUUUGCCGAUCACUGAAAGCUAUCAAAGCAUUUAUGAGGAUAUGCAUAUACCCGUGGCACACUUUGAGCAACUAAGCGCUAAGGUGGCUGAUAUAGAAUGCGAUAUAAAUGGUGGCAAGAACGCGACAUCGAAUGCCAAUCAGUUCACAUACAGUCCAACUACUGAGCAGCCAAAACUCGGCGAUAUUUUUGUGGACGAACUCAAGCUCGCACAUGGACUAGAUACGGAUGAGAUUCAAGGCAUAAACGCGUCGUUGAUUUGGAGCUUUCUCGAUGAUAUCGAUGAGCUGCCGGAUAUGGUGUUGGAUGGUAAAGUCUUGGUGGAUCAUGUCAUUGUCACGGGUGAUGUGCACGUGCAUAAAUUGAAUCAGCAACGCUUCGAUGAGGAUCUGCAGUUGACUAUUAUUUGGUUGAAUCGUCCCAACUACUUGAGUAAUAGUCUCCAAUUUCUUGCACCGCUAAUCGUGCACGGUAAUCUGGAAGUUGAAGGCACUUACAAUGGCGUUGAACUGCCGGCAUUCAUCGAAGAUAUGGUGUUACGUGAAGCCGCUAACGGUACUACACAAAUACUGGCGCCGAAAAGUUUUACACAAAGCGUUCAGGUUCACGGCGAUACUUAUUUGGCCGCGCUGAAUGGCAUACAGUUUACGGACAUCGCGACGAAGAAAACAAUUUGCAACUUUCGCGGCUCCCUCCGACUCCUUGGUAAUCUGAUUGUGAACGAUUUGGAAAUAACGGGCGCUUUGAAUGCCCAACCGAUGUCGGUGUUUAGCAGCGCGUUACGUUUUGAUCCCGCAGCGCAAGCGUUUAUCGUGCAGGGUGUCGUAAACUUCAAUACGCCACAAGUGCAAUUGCAAGACCUUACCGUAUUUGGUGCGCUCAAUGAUAUGCCCAAACUGUCCCAUUUCUUCGACGAAUUGGUGUACAAGGAUAAAGCUUGUAUACUAAAGGGUCACAACACUUUCAGUGGACGUGUCUGCGUAGAUAAGGGCGCUUACAUACGCAACCUGAAUGGUUACAACUUGCUGGCGCUCUUCGAUAAUAUUGUCUAUGUGAAUGAACCGCAACCGGUGUACAUUAGGGCACCGCUAACUUUCAGAGGACCGGUGCGUACGCAAACGUUGAUGGUACACGAUGCGCUGGUGGCCUCUACGUUGAAUGGCUAUGCACUGCAGGAAUGGUUCACAGACACUUUACGUGUGGAUCGCCCACAGGAGAUAACUAAAUAUCUCACAUUUGCACCAGGCAGCUUGAAUGGCAAUAACUUCUACGCUAGUUAUCUGAAUGACAUUGAUCUGUCUCAAGUCGUCACGCUUCAUACAGCACAAAAUUUAACAGGCAACAUCACAUUCUCCGAACUCAACUUAAAUGGUCAGAUUCAUGUAAGAGGCGCGAUAAACGAUGUAGAUUUGCAGAAGGAAUACGAAAAUACUUUAAUGAAACAUGGCAACCAAGAAGUCCACACUCCGCUCACUCUCCAAUCAGCUUUGGUGCGAAAAGCUCUCAUAACAAAUGCGCCGAUAAACAACGACAAGGAUCUACAACAGGUGGCAACACUUUAUGGCGAACAACGCUUUGAGUCACCUCUCUACUUUGAGAAUGUGACAGCGAAGGCAUUGAAAACCAAAUAUCCUGUCUCUGGUAUAAAUAUGGAUAAAUGGUUUCAAAGCGCAUUGCGUGUGAGCGAUAAGCCACAACAAUUCAUCACAGGCAACUGGAGUGCGCGCGUGUUGACUGUAAACAUCGGACCCACACUACCUAGCUACAUGACUACUACGACAGGACGUCGCAGACCGCAUAACUUCGGCGCGUUACUGCGCAAUGCGCGAGAAGACACAGAUUACGUGGAUUUAUGUGAAAAGUUUAGAACUUUGUUGAAAAGUCAGCAGCAACGCGGUUACUACCUAAAAUACUUGGAGCGCGCGUUUGAAUUAGAUAUGCGCGCGAUCAGUAAAGAACAAAUGGCGGAAAAUUUAACUAUAAGAGCAGCGUUUAUGCUAGAAAAAGCUAGCGACAACUAUCUGCUCAUAAACACAGGUGAGCGCACUCAUGUGUUGCAAUGGAACGCGCAGUCUGCAAAGUAUGAAAGUGUUGUCGACUUUGUUGCGGGGCAGCUGGAUCAGGUUUUAGUGGUGGCGGUUGAUGAUACUACAGCAAUAGCGGACACAAUUGAGUUUGUAACUAAUAAAGCAGGCGACGAGGGUAUGCUCAAUUAUUGGCGUCUAACGGGUACUCAACUCAAUUUGCUGAAAACUUUCGAAAAAACAGCGACGGAUUUGUGGUAUUCUACACAUGCGCGCAGCAAAUUAUAUGCUGUACACGAUGAUACAGUGUAUGGUUAUUCAUUAAGUAAGAAUGCGCACAAAACAAUGUCCUGGCUGCUGCCUAAUUGGUUGGGCAACGCUAGCUACCGUUUUGUGCCGCAUCACUCGCAGGCGCUUAUGCUCAGCAAUGGUGAAGUGAUAUUGCUCUACAAUGAUGAUACCGAUGAUGAGGGUGAUGUUGAGUCUAAUGCAGACGCUUUGAAUACGCGCGAUAAACGCACGACGGUGCCGCGCUACAGUCUACCGCUCUACUAUCAGCGCGUGAUCAGUCCGCAGGCCAUCAAAUUGAGCGAAACGGUGCUCAAGCCGAAUGCUUCAGAGCCGCACAUUUACAGCUUUGCUGACUUCCGCAAUGUUAUCUUACAAGUACUCGAUGAUCUGGAUUACCGAUUGCGCCUCGAGGUGAAUAUCACACAGCUUAGCAUACCGGAAACAGAUUUGCAUGAUGAGCAUUUAGUGCAGGACUUCAUUGCCAUUAUGCAAGCGUUGAGCGAACAGCAAAUCUAUCCGAAUGCCAGCUUUGCGCAACUCGAGUGGCAUGUGCAUGAGUUGCCGGAAAAUCCGGCGCAGAUCUUAGCCGCGCGCACAGUACAAAUCUUAUGGCCGCACAUUGUGGAUAUGGCGGAAAUACAAAGUUAUCUGGCGACAAACGUCGACGGAGCGGAUAUGAUGGUUGCGACGAUUGUCGAUAAUUUGGGCACAACCGUGCGCGAUGUGCUCAUUUUGGCGAAUAGUAAAGAGCAAGUUGACGACUUGAUCGACUAUGAUGCAAUGGCAGCGCAUGCUUUGGAAUUAAGUUUAGUUAUUGAACGUGUGCGCGCGUUGCAGCGCUACUUGAGAAAUACCGCGCGCAUGCUCAGAAUCCAGCUGCUGCAGGAGACACUGGUAAGUACGACAAUAAUAGCGCCUAACGACGAAGAUGAUGAUGAUGAAUUUGAUAUGUCUGUAAGCGCCACAAGCGCUAACAAUGAAAUAGUGCAACGCGCCAUUGCGACGUCACCCGACUUUAGCGAGCUACACAUAGCUAAUGCUACUUGGUUGAAAUUUCAUAAUAAAAAUUUACCAGCGCUUGGCAAGGGUGAAAUUUUACCCAUCACAGUUUGGACGAAAGAAACACCGCUAGAAUUAUUAGCGGUCACUAUGCUGGCGCCGCAACUGGUGGGAACGCAUCAAGCGGAAAUAGUUUUGUACUUGGAUGUCUUGAGCGGCACGCGCUUUCAAACCAUAAAUGCGCGUCAGCCGCGUUCGCUCGUUACGCUACAAAUAGCAAGCGAAACGUUGUUGGUCUACGUUGAGGACUGUUGCAUGGUGCGUGUGCUGGUCUAUCGCGGCGUGCAGGGCUUCGUAGAGUUUACGCGCUUUAAAAGCGCCGCGGAAGUAUUGAAAAUAUUUCCGGUUAUGCUGCAGGGUAGCGAUGUUUUAGUCGCGCAGCCGCAUUUAGCCGUCGUGCAUGCCGAGCGUAUUACAUUCUAUCGCUUUGUGGGCGCAGGCGCACACUUGCGCGUACCCGCAAACUUUAUUUGCGCUUAAAUAAAAUUGGUAUAAUUAAUUUUUCUUCAUAUUAUGUAAAUAAAAGUUAAAACUAGUUUCAGUUUUGUUAAAAAUCGGCUAUUUUAUUCACUUAUCGUUUACUUAAAUAAUAAGACUCAUAUUCAAUUGACUCAGCUUAUAUACUAGAAACGCUUACAACUUUCUUAGCUUUAUUCAGUAUAAAUCUUCAUUUCAUUUCCAUUAUUUUGUUAUUUCUUUUUACCAAAUUUAAUAAUAAAUUAUACAAAUUAUGGGUGUCGAAGUGUGGACUGAAAUUAAAAUGA
Molecule: messenger RNA, 7516 nt
Organism: Zeugodacus cucurbitae (melon fly)
Lineage: Eukaryota; Metazoa; Arthropoda; Insecta; Diptera; Tephritidae
Gene: fs(1)N
Exons: 7
Coding region: 204-7232 (2342 amino acids)
Cellular component (GO): cell surface
Molecular function (GO): heparin binding
Source: RefSeq, a predicted model, not a curated record